This is a messenger RNA of Scleropages formosus (Asian bonytongue), 1766 nucleotides long. RefSeq names its product solute carrier family 35 member F3a (gene slc35f3a). Lineage: Eukaryota; Metazoa; Chordata; Actinopteri; Osteoglossiformes; Osteoglossidae. The record is from RefSeq and is a predicted model, not a curated record. The transcript has 8 exons. Bases 44 to 1615 code for a protein of 523 amino acids. Gene Ontology annotation, cellular component: membrane.
CAGACAAGAAGUGAGAGCCUCCUGCGGUUGCUGGGCUCACACCAUGAAUGGAGAUGAUGGGAGGAUGGAACCUUUUCGGACCCGCGUCGGAGCGCCGCAGCUGGACUGCACGUGUCACCUGAGAGCUCCGACUGCUGGCAAACAAAACGGCCUGCGGAAAUCUCCGGAGCUCAGCCCGAGGCGCCUGUCCGACAUCAGCCCCCAGCUGCGGCAGCUCAAGUUCCUGGCCGUCGAGGAGUCCAUCAAAGAGGAGCUGAAGGUGUCGCGCUCCGUGGAGGACAUCAACAGCGUGUCCAUCGAGGAGAGGAUCCUGAGGAUCACCGGCUACUACGGCUACCACCCGUGGAACACGCUUUACACCGGUGAGAACGCGACGGUGCCAGACCGCAGGGAGGUGGGCGGGUCGGGGGCGGAGACGAGGGGCGUGUCCCAAAAGCUGCGCCACUGUGCUCGAGAAGCGGCCGUCCACGCCUGGGAGGUCCUGUGGGGCGUGGCCAUGAUGCUGUGUGUGUGUUUAUCAUGGGUGGGCGCCACCCAGUUGGCCAAGGUCACCUUCCGGAAGGUCAACGCCCCUUUUGCCCUCACCUGGUUCGCCAGCACCUGGAACAUCUUCUUCUUCCCCCUCUACUACCUUGGUCACCUGUGCAAAGGUGGUGAGAGGCAGACGCCCCGGCAGUGCUACAGAGAGUGCUCCAGGUUCUUCGGUGCGGCCGGCCUCACGGUGAAGGCGUUUCUGCUCAAGGUGGCUCCCUUCGGCGUCCUCUGGACCCUGAGCACGUACCUGUACCUGCAGGCCCUACGCAGGAUCCCCAGCACCGACGCUGCCGCCCUCUUCUGCUGCAGCAAGGCCUUUGUUUUCCUGCUCUCCUGGAUCGUGCUGCGCGAUCGCUUCCUGGGCGUCAGGAUCGUGGCGGCCAUACUGGCGAUUGCCGGCAUCGUCAUGAUGACGUACGCUGACGGUAUCCGCAGCCAUUCUCUCGUUGGCAUCAGUCUGGCAGUGGCUUCAGCGUCCCUGUCUGCUGUGUACAAGGUGCUCUUCAAGCUGAUCCUGGGCAGCGCCGAGGUCGGCGAAGCGGCACUCUUCCUGACUGUUCUGGGCUGCGCCAACAUGAUCGUGGUCAGCUUCCUCCCCGCUGUGCUCUACGCGUUGGGAACUGAGCGCUUCGGCCCGUCCCCUGAACUCCCGUGGGCGUGUCUAUGUGGCGUGGCCUUGCUGCUGCUUGGGUUCAACGUCCUGGUGAACUUUGGCAUUGCAGUGACCUUCCCCACAGUGAUCUCGCUGGGUGUGGUGCUCACCGUGCCCCUCAACGCCCUCGUGGACGUGUACACAUGUGCGGUGCGCUUCAACUCGGUGCGUCUCAUCGCCGUGCUCGCCAUCUGCCUGGGCUUCCUGUUGCUCCUGCUCCCUGAAGACUGGGAUCAAGGCCUGAUGAGGAUGAGCGCGUGUCUCUGCCGACAACACCAGCCAGCAGAGGACGACGUGGAGCUGGGGGCCGGUUCAAGACCCAGCUCAAGAUCCAGCUCAAGACCUAGCUCAACACCCAGCACAGCACCCAACUCUGGGCUCCACUGGAGCCAAAGUGCCAGGAUGCCCAAGUGCAUUGUGGGACACUGAGCCCGAUCCCCUGCCCUUUGACCCUUUGUUUGAGGCACCCCGAGGUCCACUGGUCUAGUUCCAGCUCUUAACUAUUUCACCUUGGCUGGAAUUUUGGCUUCGUUCCUUCGCAUGGUUCAAACCACAUUAAAUUGAAUUAAACUAAAUUUAG